CGUAGCAAGUCUAUAGCUUGCAAUUGCGGGCGCGUCGAUUGGGGUUCAGGCUGAUUCUAGCCGGAAUGUUUGGUCUCGGCCUCUGAUGCACGGCAGUACUUCAAAACCGGCCACGGGCGGUACCAACACUGCGGUACUUUAUAGCGCGACGCGCAGCUACAGAGGGAUCAUGUUGACCCGGCGGUCCAGUCUGGAGACCGGCAGUGCUCGGCAAUCGCAUGUCGAGUCGACUACAGCUUUACCUCCGACAACUCCAAGCACCGGUCCAGCAGGAGGUGCUGGACUGCUGGACCAAUGCAGGGCUCUAGUCGGCGCCUUGUCUUUUCGCGCGGGUUGGGCGGGCAAACGCUGCCAUUUUGUCUUUGUACCGGUCCCGCCUUAGCAGAAGGGCAGGCCUCGGGAACAGAUUUGAAGGAUCUAGCUCCCAGCGAUCCAGCGCACGGCUCAAAAUUACAAGCGCGGACAGUUGACUGCUCCAGCUCCAGCUAUCCAAAGCCCAAGACCUAAUCAUCGAAGAUGGCCGACGACGAGAAGCCCACGGACAUCACCGAGUCGGCGCCCGCACCAGAGGCACGCGCCAGCGUUGAUAACAUACGGCGGCGGCCGCCUCGCGCCAAGACGCGCCGGCGCGAAACCGCCCGGAACCUAAGAAACGGCCCGGGCUACGGCCGCGCGGCGCUCGCCGCGACGGAACCAAACGCAGAAACGCCGCGGCCCGCGAGCGAUGCGCGAUACGCCGUCGCCGCGACGAAACCGCCACACACGCGUGGCGCGGCUCGCCGCGAAGCUGCGAAACCGCCACGCCCGCGCGCAGGUCCAGGCCCCCGACCCGGCGGACGUCGCCGCGGCUCUGAAGGCCAACGACGACGUCCAGAACGCCAUGCACGUCCAGAGUUUACCGAUCCGAGCGUACCUCGACACCACCGUCGUGCCCGUGUUGUUGGAUGGCAUGAGCGCGCUCGUGAAAGAACGACCCCCGAACCCGGUCGAGUGGCUCGCGACGUACCUGAUCAAGAACAACCCCCAAGGGAGCACGAACCACCAGGCCUGAUUGUACCUUUUCUGUUGGCUCCUCAGUGCGCGCGCUGCCAGUGGGGGCCCUAAUUUUCUCGCCGGUUUGCA
Molecule: messenger RNA, 1122 nt
Organism: Pelagomonas calceolata
Lineage: Eukaryota; Pelagophyceae; Pelagomonadales; Pelagomonadaceae
Source: the annotation of a GenBank genome assembly